This is a messenger RNA of Salvia splendens (bonfire salvia), 1405 nucleotides long. RefSeq names its product probable F-box protein At4g22030. The transcript has a single exon. The record is from RefSeq and is a predicted model, not a curated record. NCBI's taxonomy places the organism in Eukaryota, Viridiplantae, Streptophyta, Magnoliopsida, Lamiales, Lamiaceae. The coding region runs from base 14 to 1195 and encodes 393 amino acids.
UAAAAAGGAGUUAAUGGCAACAUUAAUAUUGAACUCAUCGCCAUCAUCGAUCUCACUAAAGCAAAGAGAUAUCGUCAAGGCCUCCAUCAACAGCCCGUGGCGGGUCACCAGAAUCCAGAUUCCAGGGCUCCGAACGGGAGGACCAUUCCAGGAGCAAAUGGAGAAGCCUAUGCAAAUCAGCACCGCCGCCGUUAAAAACGAAAACCCCGAUCCAACGGUUGUCGCAAAGCUCUACGCGAUCAUGGAAGGCGUCGCCGAUCGAGUCGAGAUGCACAGGAACGUCGGCCAGCAGCGCGACAACUGGAACAGCCUUCUUUUGACAUCGAUCAACUCCAUCACCCUGGCCGCCGCCGCGAUGGCCGGGAUAGCCGCCGCCGGAUCCCCCGCGGCGGCGCUGAAGAUCUCAUCGACGGUGUUGUACGUGGCGGCGACGGGUAUGCUGUCGGUGAUGAAUAAGAUCCAGCCGUCUCAGCUGGCGGAGGAGCAGAGAAACGGCGCCAGGCUGUUCAAGCAGCUCCAAAAUCAGAUCCAGACCGUUAUUUCAUUGGGGAAUCCGACGGCUGCGGAUGUGCGGGAGAUGAUGGAGAGGGUGCUGGCUCUUGACAAGGCGUUCCCGCUGCCUCUCCUGGGGGCGAUGCUGGAGAAAUUCCCGGCGGCGGUGGAGCCGGCGGUGUCGUGGCCGAAGCGGAGGAGGCGGCAGGCGAGGGGGAGCGCGGGCGGGUACAACGGGUGGAGCGGGAAGUUGGAGGAGGAGAUGAGGGAAGUGAUUCGGGUAGUGAGAGAGAAAGACAAGCAGGACUACUUGAGGUUGGGCGAGAAGGCGCUCAAGCUCAACAAAAUUCUAGCGGUUAGCGGGCCCGUGCUGACGGGGCUGGCGGCGUUGGGCAGCGCGGCGGGCUGCGGGUGGGGGUCGGCGGUGGCUGUGGUGGGAGGGGCGCUGGCGAGUGUGGUGAACGCGGUGGAGCACGGGGGGCAGGUGGGGAUGGUGUUCGAGAUGUACCGGAGUAAUGCGGGAUUCUUUGAGAUGAUGGAGGAAUCGAUAGAGUCGAAUUUGAAGGAAGGGGAUGUGGAGAGGAGGGAGAAUGGGGAGGUGUUUGAGAUGAAGGUGGCUUUGCAGCUGGGGAGGAGCUUGUCGCAGCUUAGGGAUCUUCCGGCGGCGGACGGCGGUGAUGAGUUUGCGAGCAAGCUUUUCUGAUCAUGCAUUUAUUUAUUUAUUUAUUUAUUUAUUUAUUUAUUUAUUUAUUUAUUUAUUUAUUUAUGUAGUAUAUAAGUGUCGCUUAGCUAAUUACUUACCUCCACUAGACUUAGUGGCAUGUAUAGAAUAUCACCUGCUGACAAAUUCAUUGAUUCAUUUCAAAUAAUUAGGCCAUCUUUUAUGAAAUUGAUCACUAAUUCCACGUGGAUC